Messenger RNA from Exophiala mesophila, 3448 nucleotides. RefSeq lists its product as hypothetical. Gene Ontology annotation, molecular function: DNA-binding transcription factor activity, RNA polymerase II-specific; zinc ion binding. Lineage: Eukaryota; Fungi; Ascomycota; Eurotiomycetes; Chaetothyriales; Herpotrichiellaceae. The coding region runs from base 241 to 1791 and encodes 516 amino acids. The transcript has 3 exons. The record is from RefSeq and is a predicted model, not a curated record. Gene Ontology annotation, biological process: regulation of DNA-templated transcription.
GAUUUAUUAGUUGCAACCCCGGCCACCCUCAGCGAUCCCUCCUUCUUCCACUUUUUUUCCCACCACGCCACCUUUAACCCCCCCCUCAUCAUUGUUGUUUAAACACAAAGAAGAUUCCUCGCUCGGCUUAGGCCCGAGCGUUUCCAAGAGAAGCUGAGCAGGGUCUCACCUCGAUCUUGGGAUCGGACGAUCAUUAUUCGCGUCGUGGGCUAAAAGCAUGCCCUUAUCGUCGCUGCAGCGAUGCCUUCCCAAUCACAAGCACGGCCUUUGAAACCGGCCCAAGGAGACCAACCGCCCAAACCGACGUCCAGUAAGAAGCGGCAGUCCAAUGCCCGUAUCUCAGCGGCUUGUGAAGCCUGCAAGAAGCGAAAAACUAAAUGCACCGGAGGCCCUCCGCCUUGUCAGUUGUGCGAGUCUUUGAACACGGAAUGUAUCAUUGACCUGUCUCUGGACAUGCGACGCCGAGCGGCCUUGCAGCGCACCAUUGACGAAUCCAAGUCGUUCCAAGAUGGCCUCAACGAUCUCAUCGACGGCAUCAGGGAUGGGCCACAGUCGGAAGAAUUGGUUCGUUUCAUUCGUGACGGUGCGACUAACGAGGAUAUUUUGGAGGCUUCUCAGCGACUACAGAGUUUGCGCACCAGUGAUGAACCUGGCCAAGACAGCAAAAUGAACCUCGACGACGGUGGUAGUUCAUCACAAUCCGGACCGCGCCCAGCCUUGGGGGCAACAAAGUUCCACAGUGAUCCAACAUCUGUCUCUACUGAAUUUGCUGCCAAAGAGUCGCAUUUGCAUUAUCAAACGCAUGAACCGAUCAAGAGCGAAGAGUCUGAGGAAGGGUCUCCUCAGCUCUGGGCCUUCCUCGAAAAGCUCAAAGCCGCAACCAUGCCCGAAGCCGAAAGAAUGCUUCACGGCUUCGCCAAAUCCCAGGCUAGCGACAGUCUCUCUCCUCCCGACCGAAACCCUACAUUGCCCGGACAGUCGAAUCAUUUCGCCAGCGUUGCUACGGCACCAACAUACGUUGAAAGGGCUACGUGGCACCCCGCUUUACAUCUACGUUCGCAAGAUCAAGAGAUGGAUUCACCAGAACGGCCAAGUCUAGGCGGCACCUUUCAGAGACGAUUCUCCACCGACACAGGUAUCUCAUUCAUGAACCGGGAAGGCGUACCUUCACUCGGCGCACCUUCACUCGGCGCAAUGACAGGUGAUCGAGGUCAGGAUAAGGAUGAGUUCAAGUUCGCGACACACAGCGACAUGAUGAAAGAACUCAAGGACUCUGCUGCGCCACUGUUGCCUUAUGUCGAGAUGUCUAAUAUCCCGGCCCAGAGUCCAUUUAUUGCAAGCAGCUGGGACUUGUCCAUCACUCGAGAGGAUGGAAUCACAAACCUGCGCAUUCCCGUGCACUUGGUACAACCGUUGUUGGUGCCGGAUGACUCGUACCUGAGCAACAUGUACACCGACUACGUGCGAGGGGCUCGCUUUAUGAUUCAGCAGGGCACUCCUGUAUCGCAACUGCUGGGUUCGACUGCUCAUAUCCCCGUCGAUUUGUUUUUCAGGAACCGCGAGCCGAAUGAUCCGUGGGAUUGUGCCUCGUGGGCAUGUGAAAUCUGGCGGAGUUUCGUCGAAGUCGAUGGUCGUGUGAGGCUGGCGAGUGUCAUGUGCUUGACAUUGAUGAUGCGGUGGGUAUUGUCACCAACACUUGCCAAUUACCAAAAGAUCCCGGAUAUGAUGAAACCGACACCAUCACAACGAAUGAUACCACAUAUCGCAGCGAUCGAGACGAUCCCAAUGUGAGUGAGAUGGAAUUUUGGUAGGCGAGAUGUUGGGAUAUCUCAAACUGACUGUGUUGAAAACAGCGGCCCCAUCCGAGACGCAGUCAUCUUCCAACUUCGAGACUGGCUGUCAGAACUCAUCAAAGCAUCCUGGAGUGUCAAUUGGCCACAUGGCACGGAUGCCGCGGUCGAGCAAGAUCCGCUGACGGGGUUGAAAAGGUUGUCCAAUGACUUCAUUGACCAUGCGAGUCGAUACGAGAAUUGGAGUGUCGGCAACAGCUUCAUCGAAGCCUUCCCAGAGCUCUCUGGCAGGAUCAGGGUCCACGAUUGAACAAUCGAUCACGACAAGCAAAAUUACUGUACUACCAGAUGCGGCUAGGGAGGGACCAGCAGCUGUGCAUAGCUGGAUACCUGGCCCCUUCAGGCCACGAGCACGACACUCAAGGAUCACUAUAAGCACAAAAGGAGUCGACUUGAACGGCCCCAGCCUCCUACGCCAAACAAAUCCGCCCUGCCCCAGGACGAAGAGGCAUCCAGACCCAAGCCGCCAAUAACCGAGAAGCGUGAUCAAAACCCAUCCGACCAAGCUGAAAGGAUGACAAUUGUCAAGACAAGACCAGGGACACGAAACCCGAAUAACCAUGCACACAUGGGCACUUUCCUUGGUAUGGUUGCACUGGUGGCCAGCAAAAGGGACAAACCAACGUACAAAAGGCCCCCAAGGGUGCUGACGCGUCGAGUCGACCGAGGUGUGUGUGUGUGUGUACCCAGGGGAUACAACUGUUCUCCUUGUCGUUUACUCGUAUAGCUGUGUGGCGGCUAUGUGGCGGCUAUGUGGCUAUGUGGCUGUGUGGCCUUUGAAUAUUACAACGUCAAUCAGUCACAUGACCAGUGGCAGUGGCUAUGCUGUCACGCUGUGUCAUACAAAGUACGGAGUACGAAUGUCUUCGCAUCAAAUAUCCCACUCUGGAUGGUCACGUGGCGGUCGAUCUGACACAGACAGGACAAUUUAGAGUGGUCUAGGCGAUCUUGGCACAGAGUCUCCUGAACCAAUCAAACCAACCGUUACAGGGGUGAAAUGCCUCAGGCACCAAAACCCUUGACUUUGGUUCCCAAAUGACGAGUACUUUUACUCAUUGGACGUGGCGAUAAUUCGCUCUUUCUUCGACAAAGGACAAGGACAGGGACACGCAUGCCUGAAAGUCUUGAAUUGCGCGUUCGUGCGUGUUCUGCAGUCUUCUCUUGCGAGUCUAGUCUCUGGGGAAUCCACACCAAAGAGGCGAAUACCUGGGUAAUCGUGGUGACCUGUCCUUUGUACCUUUUUUCCAAGAUUUUCGCAUGCAAGAAACAGGAACUUUUGCACAGACAAGAUGUCUGGUCAUUGGUUCUGGGGCUGGUGCCUUGACUAAAGGUUUGCUGGAUAUGCUAGAUCUACAUAUGUACUGUACUUGCGUGCUCUACUGGAGGGCCACAGGGCUGGGGACCACCAUAGAUCAUGGUUGAUGCCUGCCUUUGUGCUGCUUUGCCUUCGCCUGUUCGCUUCGUUUUAGAUGAAUGGGCAAACCAAGAGAUAAUGAAUGGAGUCGAGUUGAGGACCGGAAUGGCCGACUUGUGUAACUUGACUAUGAUUAAACAAGUAUUAUUAUGAGUGGCGGUAGUGUAAGGUACCAAGACCUAGG